This is a messenger RNA of Aspergillus clavatus NRRL 1, 1524 nucleotides long. RefSeq names its product aminoglycoside phosphotransferase family protein. The record is from RefSeq and is a predicted model, not a curated record. Lineage: Eukaryota; Fungi; Ascomycota; Eurotiomycetes; Eurotiales; Aspergillaceae. Gene Ontology annotation, cellular component: mitochondrion. The transcript is spliced from 4 exons. The coding region runs from base 1 to 1524 and encodes 507 amino acids.
AUGGGGAUACGCCACAUUGAGUUCGAUAUGAAUGAGCUAGCAAAGCGCGCCGCUGAAUCAAUCGGCUUCACAUACACACAAUGCACUCGGAUCGAGAAGUUUCCUGAUGGGAUGUUCAAUAAGACCUUCCUUUUCACAAUGCAAGACGGUACCCAAGUCGUUGGUAAAGUACCGAAUCCGAACGCAGGGCUGUCCCACUACACUACUGCCAGCGAAGUGGCAACCAUGGAUUUUGCCAGAAAUGAGCUACAAACCCCUGUACCUAAAGUGCUAGCUUGGAGCUCUAAAGCAAAAGACAACUCAGUUGGUACUGAAUACAUCAUAAUAGAAAAGGUCCCUGGUGUCCAGCUUGACAAAGUUUGGCCAGAGAUGGAUAUCAAGGAAAGAUUUGAACUCGUGAAAACAAUUUCGGGAUAUCAGAAAACCUGGAUGUCAACAUCUUUUACCCAAUACGGCAGUUUAUACUACUCAUCCGCCAUAGAUGAUACCGAUGGAUGCAACCUUGUGAAGGAGGAUGGGUCUAUAGUCAAAACCCACCGGUUUGCUGUUGGCCCGUCGACGGGCCGAGAAUUCCUCGAUGAUGGUAGGAUAGCGUUGGAGUUUGAUAUGGGUCCCUGGGACUCAGUGGAGCAGUACAAGUCGGCAGUUGGCCUCCGAGAAAUUGCCUGUGUGCAGAAUAUGGCUCAAUUACCUCGAUCACCAUUGUCGCUAUAUGGGCCCGGCACGUAUAGUCGCUCUCCUGCUCUUCAGAACUAUCUUCGUCUUGUGAAGUAUCUUCUUCCCACAGAUAAAUCAAUUACCUCUGCAGUUCUAUGGCACCCCGACCUCCAUGCUGAGAAUAUCUUCGUCCGCCCGGAACGGCCUUCAGAAGUUCUAGGCAUCAUAGAUUGGCAGUCAAGCGAGAUUCUACCUCUUUUCGAUCACGCACGUCAGCCAUAUUUCCUGGAUUACAAUGGCCCUCCUUCAACAGGUCUUGAUCCACCACCAUUUCCGCAGGAUUUCGCUGAGCUCAAUCCUGCCGAGCAGGCGAGAGCUCAGGACCUCUAUUUGAAAAUGGCACUCUCAGCUUUAUACCGAAGGUUCACUCAUAACACUAACACGACGUUAUUCAAAGCCAUGGAGUUCCGGCAGACAACCAGCUUUGAGAUGAUGCUGUUCGCUCAAAAUCUCCUUAUUGAUGGUGAGGCAUUAUAUCAAUCGCGAUGCCUUGACCUUGAAAAUGAAUGGACAAAUCUUCCGGGCGUGCGCGCUUCUGGAGAUCCGCCAUUUCCUUUGCAGUUCUCCGCAGACGAGGCUGAGUCAAUUCAUGAAGAUGUUUCUGGUACAGCUAGAGGAAUGGAAUUGAUGCGAAGCUUGAGAGAGUCGCUGGACGAACUAUGGCCUGACAAGGGCGUCGUACGGCCAGAGAAAUAUGAUGAAGUCAAAAGACUCUUGAAACAGGCAAAGGCAGGGCUGAUUGGUCAAGUGGCACACUCUGAAGCAGAGAGACUUGCGUGGGAGGAAGCAUGGCCAUUCGACGAUUGA